Messenger RNA from Oxyura jamaicensis (ruddy duck), 715 nucleotides. RefSeq names its product ras homolog family member C (gene RHOC). Gene Ontology annotation, cellular component: neuron projection. Gene Ontology annotation, molecular function: GTP binding; GTPase activity. The transcript has 4 exons. The record is from RefSeq and is a predicted model, not a curated record. NCBI's taxonomy places the organism in Eukaryota, Metazoa, Chordata, Aves, Anseriformes, Anatidae. The coding region runs from base 38 to 619 and encodes 193 amino acids. Gene Ontology annotation, biological process: small GTPase-mediated signal transduction.
UGGCCCUGCUCACCUGUCCCCUCCUGUUCCUGCAGCGAUGGCAGCCAUCAGGAAGAAACUGGUGAUUGUGGGAGACGGUGCCUGCGGGAAGACGUGCCUGCUGAUCGUGUUCAGCAAGGACCAGUUCCCCGAGGUCUAUGUGCCAACGGUAUUCGAGAACUACAUUGCUGACAUCGAGGUCGACGGGAAGCAGGUGGAGCUGGCGCUGUGGGACACGGCAGGACAGGAGGACUAUGACAGACUGCGGCCCCUCUCAUACCCAGACACGGAUGUUAUUCUCAUGUGCUUUUCUAUCGACAGCCCGGAUAGCCUAGAGAACAUCCCGGAGAAGUGGACCCCGGAGGUCAAGCACUUCUGCCCCAACGUGCCCAUCAUCCUGGUGGGGAACAAGAAGGACCUGCGGAACGACGAGCACACGCGGCGGGAGCUGGCGAAGAUGAAGCAGGAGCCCGUGAAGCCAGAGGAGGGAAGAGACAUGGCCAACCGCAUCAACGCCUUCGGCUACCUCGAGUGCUCGGCCAAGACGAAGGAGGGUGUGCGGGAGGUCUUCGAGAUGGCUACCCGCGCAGGGCUGCAGGUCAGGAAGAACAAGAAGCGCAGGGGCUGCCCGCUGCUGUGAGCAGCCGGCCGGCGAGGCGGGCACUGCCCCGAGCAGCAUUCAGACACCGCAGCGGAGCUCGUCCCGCCUGCAGCUGCCCCGGACCCUCCUCCUGAG